AUGAAUAUAUCAUCUCAUAAAGACUUCCUUCUUCUGUUGGCAUCAAAGUUGAAACCACCACUCAACAAAGAUGCAGCGAAGGUUCGUCAACCGCGCCGGCGUAACCGGUUGAAGAUCUGGCGGUCCCACGAACUUGUAGGAGAGAGCCUGCCGAGUAGGUGUGGAGUCCAUCUGAAAGUUGUUGCGACCACAGUUUCUGUUAUCCAGGGAGGACUUACAGAGGAUGGUCAUGUAAGCCUGCCGGAGCAGGUUGCGACCUUCUUAAUUAUCUUAGCGCAUCACAAGAAAAACCGUAGUCUACAGGUUAGAUUUUGUAGGUCCGGCGAGACAGUGAGUAAGUAUUUUAAUAAAGUUUUGAAGUCUGUAAUACGGAUUCAAGGGAUAUUGUUCGCGAAGGCUACACCAGUUGCCGAGGACUGUGUGGACCCCACAUGGAGAAGGUUUAAGGGUUGCUUGGGAGCAUUAGACGGCACUUAUAUAGAGGUGACAGUCCCCGAAUCUGAGAAGGCAAGGUACCGGACAAGAAAGGGUAAAAUCUGCACGAAUGUCUUAGGGGUGUGUAACCGGGAGAUGGGUUUUGUCUACGUACUCAGCGGAUGGGAGGGUUCGGCAUCUGAUUCACGGGUACUUCGAGAUGCAAUAACUCGUCGUAAUAGUCUUAAGAUACCCCACGGUAAUUACUAUUUAGUUGAUGCUGGCUACACAAAUGGUCCGGAGUUUCUUGCACCGUAUAGAGGGACUCGAUAUCAUGUAAGAGAGUGGGCCCAGGGAGCACGUGCACCGCGCAACUACCAAGAAUAUUUUAACCAGGUACACUCUUCUGCAAGGAAUAUUAUUGAGCGCUGCUUUGGUUUGCUGAAGAAGAGGUGGUCCAUCUUAAGAAGCCCUAGCUUUUAUCCCCUAAAGACACAAUUUCAGAUAAUUAUUGCCUGUUGUUUGCUGCAAAAUUUCAUUAGAAAGAGUAUGGAGAUGGAUCCGGAGGAGGAAGGUAGCAUAUUGGAUGAAUUCACGCCCGAUGGAGACGAGGAACAAGAUGGAUUGAUCGAUGUGGUCGAAAACACGAACGAGUGGAGUCACUGGUGUGACAACAUAGCAAAUGAGAUGUAUGAAGAGUGGCGUGCGAGUCGUACGGAGUAGUGUUGUGUGGUUUAGGGUUGUUGUAAUGGCGGAAAUUUUAGUUGUAUCAAUAGUUGAGUGUUGAGACAUUGUAACAGCACAUUAUUUAAUUUUUGGGUACUGCGUAUUUGUGAUAUUGUUUGGUGUUUUAUUUUCAUUUGUAAUGGCAACGACCAGUGUUUUAAUAAUUGAACUACUUGUCUACUUUUUCCUUA
Arachis ipaensis is the source of this 1331-nucleotide messenger RNA. Lineage: Eukaryota; Viridiplantae; Streptophyta; Magnoliopsida; Fabales; Fabaceae. The record is from RefSeq and is a predicted model, not a curated record.